AUGUCGGGUGACUUUGGGAGUGCUGCGGAUAUGGGUGGGGGUGGCUUGGGAAACCUUGCCGACGAACUGGCUGAUGCUUGGGAGCAGGAGGAGGGUGGCUAUGGCGAUUCAGAGGACGGCUAUCACAUGGGAACCAAGACACCGUCGUCAGGUUACUCGUCCGAGCGUGCUUCUCUGCAGCCUCCAAAACCUAAGACUCGGAAUGGUGGUCAUCGACAUCGCCGAACCGAAUCACAGUAUGAUGGUUCAGACUACGGCCCUGACUCGGACCUAGAGGAAGCUGCGGACAUCUCACCAAGUCUGGAGAUGCAGAUGGCGGAGGUUGAGAGCUUAGCUCGGCGGGGACUGGAAAACAAUGGGAGUGAGAGUGAUCAUGCCAUUGCUCGCGUUGUUGAGGCACUUCGGGAUCUUGGUGGACAGAGUGGGAUCGAAAAUAAUGCUAUGAGACUUAUCACAGCACACUCUUCCAUUACUUCCCAUCUCACCCACCAAACUCGGACUCUCCAAACACUCACCCAUCCUCUCCUUUUCUCUCCUUUCCCUCUUCUCUCCGAAGAUGCCAUAGACUCCCUUAUCCCUCUGAUCGACGACGAACUCUUGCCCAACCUACCUUAUCCUUUUCCGGUCCAGUCCCGUCACUCAUCAAGACCCGCAACACCCUCUCACUCGCCCGCUCUUAACCCCCUCUAUUCCCUUCAAUCACUCGUCUCGCAAACAUCCGAAAUCACACUCUCUUUACAAAGCUUGAGCGACACUCUCUAUGAAUCGCGUCAGCUAACAGCCACCGCCUCUCGAAGACUCCGAUCUGCGCGCGAAUUGGUCUCCGAACUCCGCCGUGAAGAAGAAGGUCGCGAAGAGGGCACCCGGUGGAUUGAGAAAGGCGAUUGGGAUCGCCGUCUCCGAGACCGGGAAGCCGGGCGCGAGUGCGGAGACGUCGUCAGCGGCUUCGAAGCCGUGUGCGGAGAAUGGAGGGAGAGACUCUUCGGAGCUGCCGGUGCAGAAGCCGCCGCCGCCGCCGCUUAA
Molecule: messenger RNA, 1023 nt
Organism: Aspergillus oryzae RIB40
Lineage: Eukaryota; Fungi; Ascomycota; Eurotiomycetes; Eurotiales; Aspergillaceae
Exons: 3
Coding region: 1-1023 (340 amino acids)
Source: RefSeq, a predicted model, not a curated record